Messenger RNA from Penicillium soppii, 1527 nucleotides. RefSeq names its product 3',5'-cyclic-nucleotide phosphodiesterase PDE1 (gene pdeA). Bases 1 to 1527 code for a protein of 508 amino acids. NCBI's taxonomy places the organism in Eukaryota, Fungi, Ascomycota, Eurotiomycetes, Eurotiales, Aspergillaceae. Gene Ontology annotation, biological process: negative regulation of glucose mediated signaling pathway; cGMP catabolic process; cAMP catabolic process. The record is from RefSeq and is a predicted model, not a curated record. The transcript has 3 exons. Gene Ontology annotation, molecular function: 3',5'-cyclic-AMP phosphodiesterase activity; 3',5'-cyclic-GMP phosphodiesterase activity.
AUGUCUAAGAUCAAAGAUACAAGUGGAACAAUGGGGGAGAAUCCAGCAUUCCACGUCAUUGUCUUGGGCCCAACGGGUGGACCCCGUGAGGAUAGCGUCACCGGCAUUCUGGUCCGCUCGACCGCAACGGAAUGGUCUCCAGACUCGAUUGUGGCCGUUGAUGCGGGUACUCUGCUUGCAGGCAUCAUCCGAUUGCUAGAGCAAUAUAUGCCCGACUGCACAGACGACGAUGGUGUGAUGACGAGUGGGCCAUUUAAGGGGCUCGAGCUGCCCAACAUAACCCCCCAGGCAAAUGGUGCUCAUAUCUUUCGUGAACUCAUUGGCGCUGUCCUCAUCACACACCCCCAUCUAGACCAUAUCGCAGGACUGGCUAUAAAUACUCCGAUUUUGGAGGCUGGAAAUGGCCCCAAACCUGUGGCUGCCCUUCCCUCAGUAUUGUCUGCUAUCAAAAACCACAUGUUCAACGAUGUCAUCUGGCCUAAUUUGUCGGACGAGGAUGGCGGUGCUGGUCUGCUCACAUAUCAGCGCCUAGUAGAAGGCGGAAAUCCUCGUUUUGGUCGUGGUGAUAGUCGAGGCUAUGUUAGAGCCUGUCAUGGGCUGUUGACUAAAUGCCUCAGCGUCAGCCAUGGCCGGUGCAGGCAACGAUACCAUCCAGAGACUGGGACACAUCAUCGAAUCGGAAGCACUGUCUUUGCUGAGCAUCAAUUGAUGCUUCCUUCAAGGGCAAUUUCAGUGGACCAUACUGAUGGCAGCUUCUAUUCACCCGCUCGCUCUCCGCGCAUGCUCCCAUCCAACCCUAAAGAGCCACCUAUGGCAUCAGUAGAAAGCUCCGCAUUUUUCCUGCGUGACCAUCGCACCGGCAGCGAGAUAAUUGUCUUCGGCGAUGUUGAACCGGACUCAGUAUCCCAAGAAGGCUACAACAAGCUAGUAUGGGAAGCCGCGGCACCAAAAAUAGCCAGUGGCAAGCUGAGAGCGAUCUUCAUUGAAUGCUCCUACAAUGACAGCACAGACGACGCAUAUCUGUAUGGCCACAUGUGUCCGCGUCAUCUUGUCUCGGAGCUCAGCGCGCUAGCAAACAAAGUCAUGGAAGUGCGCAACGGAAAAAUGGGGGAGAAAAAGCGCAAGCGCGAUUUUACAGUGCCCGUCGAGAUCGGCAGUGAGGCAGUGAGCCCUCGGUCAAAACGGAACCAAAGCACUGCUGGCGAUAAAAUUGAGCCUCGAUCGCACCCUACCGAUCAUUUUGAAAUACCUCAGAUCCCUAAAAUUGGCUCCCCGGCUUUUGGGGACACUGGUGACCGUGGUGACUCUGGUGAUGCUCUAGAGACGCCGGAUCCUGAAUCUUGGGUUGACACCAAACCCCUUCCCUUGGAGGGGUUGAAGGUCUACAUCAUUCAUAUCAAAGAGAAUCUCACCGAUGGGCCUCCGCCUGGAGAUCAAAUUCUCAAGGAACUGAAGGCGCAUGGCACAGCGGCGCAUUUGGGAUGUGAAUUCUUUAUUCCUAGUCCUGUGGAGGGGAUCUGGAUAUGA